Molecule: messenger RNA, 417 nt
Organism: Lentinula edodes (shiitake mushroom)
Lineage: Eukaryota; Fungi; Basidiomycota; Agaricomycetes; Agaricales; Omphalotaceae
Product: Got1-domain-containing protein
Exons: 5
Coding region: 1-417 (138 amino acids)
Biological process (GO): endoplasmic reticulum to Golgi vesicle-mediated transport; retrograde transport, endosome to Golgi
Cellular component (GO): Golgi cis cisterna; endoplasmic reticulum; Golgi membrane
Source: RefSeq, a predicted model, not a curated record
AUGUGGCUGACAGAUGGACAAAAAAUUGGUGUCGCCCUCACGACAUUUGGAGCUCUUUUCAUGCUUCUCGGUGUUAUGCUCUUUUUCGACGGUGCUCUUCUGGCUCUCGGUAAUAUCUUAUUCGUUUCCGGCCUUACCCUCAUUAUUGGUCCACGCAAGACAUUCUACUUUUUUGCGCGCAGAGAGAAACUCCGUGGGACAAUAUGCUUUAUUGGAGGAAUACUCAUGGUAUUCUUCAAGUGGCCUUUCUUUGGGAUGAUCAUAGAAACUUUUGGAUUUUUAAAUCUUUUCGGGGACUUUUUCCCGGUGGUGAUAACCUUUAUGAGACAGUUACCGUUUAUUGGGACUGUACUGUCACUACCCGGUAUUCGCACAGUCGUAGACAAAAUUUCAGGGUCGCGGACGUCCGCUGUAUAA